AAUCGAUGAAAACAAUGGAUUUGCGGAUCAAUUAAUUGAUUGAUUUGUUGUGAUAUUAACACAAAAUGCAAUUCAAUUCAUAUGUUUUGCUAAUGAGUGCCACAAUUGCCUUCAGAGUGUCAUCAAUUGAAUCAAUUGAACGCCAUUUCAAUUGAUGUCUUGAGGGCGAUCAGUGCCACCACUGCCACCAUAUGAUGGAUGACUACGAGUACGUGCGGAACAUGACGUUAAUGUUCUUCUUGGACCGCCUGAUGUCCAAAGACCAGCCGCGGACUCUUCACGACCUCUCGUGUCAGUUCGGGACCAAAGGCUUCACGAAAGAGAUGCGACAAAUCGCCGGCGGAAGUCAGUCCGGACUCAAGAAGUUUCUCUCGCAAUACCCGUCACUCUUCUCCAUCGAUUCCGAUCAGGUCUCAAUCACACCACUAGUGAAGGAGACAAAUGGCACGAUUGGCUCCGGAAGGCGGGACUACACGAAAGAAGCGGUUGAGUUCUUCAGGGAGAAGUUGGCUCAAUAUGGCAACGCAGAGGUGCCCCUCAAGAGUCUGUUGGGACACCGAUCGCAGGCGCCUCCAGAGGUGCGACACGUGUCCGGACAGCACUCCCGAGAGUUCAAAGAUUUUCUGUGCAAACAUUCGGAUGUGUUUGUCGUUUCCGAUGAUUAUGUGGUUCUUCAGAGUGUUAUCGAGAAACUGGAGGCAGACGGCAAGACCAAGGGGUCACUGACGAGAAUGCCAGAAGAGGUUCCCUUUGAUCCCUAUCUCACCCAACAGUUCAUUUCGAUGCUCGAGACAGAGAUCACACGACUGAUCCCUCAAUACUCAUCCAAACUGACAAUCGAUUUGCUAUUUAAUCACUUGAAGACAGACUGCUGUCAGGACUCGUGGACUCAUUGCGUUAAGAACGCCAACGAUUUGAUAACAUUUCUCAAAAUGAAUUCAAAGAUCUUUUUGGUUGAGUCCCACUUCGUAUCACUGACUCCCGGAAGACUGGAGCAAAACGCGGAACAACUCAAUAACCAUAAUAACCGCAACAAUAGUAACCACUCGUUGACGUCCAUCUCGUCCUCGCAGUCUUCAAACACAUCGACCCCCAUAUCGACCCCCAUAUCUUCGCCCUCACGAGUCAAUAGCGCCUCGUCUGCCAACUCAAUGAAUCAGAGAAUUCGCAACCAAAUCAUGAAAAUAGUUUCAGACAAUUCUCAACUCAAGUACAAGAAUAUGUCCAAUAAUACUAAUACCGGUAAUCAUAAUACUAAUAGCAGUAACCUGUGGGCCGGCACUGAAGCCAAUGUUAUUCGCAAUACAAGGAUAAUCACCAAAACAAAAGAAGGUGAAGAAGUGGUGGCAGAUAUUCUCAGACACAAUACGUUUGUUGCGGUCGACUGCGAAGGCGUCAAUUUGGGCGCCGGCGGACAAAUCACUUUAGUUCAAUUGGCGUAUAUGUCCGCUUCAGAUCCACACUCAUCUGUGCCUAAGAUUUGUAUAUUUGAUGUCUUCUUAAAUCCUGAUUUCCUCAAGAGUUGUUUGAAAUCGUUGUUUGAAUCGGAAAAAGUAAUUAAAGUGAUUCACGACGUGAGGAAUGAUAGCAGUUGUCUACAUAACCAGUACGGGAUAACCAUAGCCAACAUCUUUGACACUCAGGUCUCGCACUCAAUAAUACAACAGCAGAACACCGGAAGGCCUGCAUAUAAAGCCAAAUACAUAUCGCUGAACAACUUAUGCGAACUGUACGGCAGCUCUGGAUAUCAGUCUAACCCUAAGAAGGAACAAAUGAAGAAAGUCUAUCGAAAGGAUCAGAAGUAUUGGAGUCAUAGACCCCUAACUGAAGAGAUGAUCUUUUAUGCAGCGUUUGAUGUCUUCGCUUUAGUUCCCGAUGUUUACAAUAAUAUGUUGAAAUCAAUUCGUGCCGAAUAUAUGCCUUUACUUAAACAACUCAACUAUGAGGCAGUCUUCGCCAAAAUAGACACCGAAAGAGUGAAACAAUUGAAAAAACAGCGCAAAGUCGAUAUGGAAGUCAUGGACCUGAAGCUCAAACUCUUCAACACGGAAUCCAAACAAAUUGUUUUAAGUAAUCGUGAGAUCAGACUAUUAAGAUAUAUUGAUCUCACGGAUGAGAUUCGAGUGAAGAUUGAAGGCUCACAAAAAGUGGCCAAAAAGUUGGAGAGAAUUGAUAAGAAAAGUCUGGAGACGACCACUGGCUCUGCGAACGUUCAAAACAAUGAUACAAAUGAUAUGAGUUCUAGUGAUGAGGAGUCGGACAGGAAUUCGGAUAUUGAAUCCGACAUUGAAGGCGAGGAUGUGAUCAAAAGUGUGGAAUUAAACAAUAAUAUAUUCACAAGCGUUCCCUUCAGUCCAUCCGAUUCUCUCAUAUCAACCAAAAGUUGCUGUAAUUGUGUUUGUCAUCAAAACAAUGGCUCGUCUGAAUUGAGUCCAAACAAACCGAUGACUAAUGAUAAUCAUGUGAAUAAGAGACCGGUUUGUGAGGCAUCGGUUCAGACGUUGGCGACCGGGGAUAUAGUUAUCACUAAAGUUUAUUUUGAUGAGAAUCAGCAAUAAUUACUGUUAUAUCAAAAUAUUAAUGCCUUAGACAAUGUCUUAAUUUAAGUAACAAAAGCCUUUCAAAUAUUGAAGUGCAGCUCAUCCACAGUCCAUACCUAUUGGCCGAACAUGCCUUGCAAUACAUACAAAGAGUGUCUAUUUUUGACUGAAUAUUAUUAGAGUUACUGAAGAUAUUGUUUGUCAUAACAGGACUGUUGGUGAGCUCCACAUCAUUGUAUAGAAUGUUUAAAUAGAUAUG
Molecule: messenger RNA, 2799 nt
Organism: Oppiella nova
Lineage: Eukaryota; Metazoa; Arthropoda; Arachnida; Sarcoptiformes; Oppiidae
Source: the annotation of a GenBank genome assembly